AGUUUCACGAGCUGAGAGCAACCCUGCAGCUAUAGUGCGCGUACAAUAAAACUACGAAAGUACGAACUGGUGUCGUUCCGAGAGUUGCAGCCAGUCUAUAGCCGCUUGCGCCUCGCGGCAACGGACGUCCGAUCUGCCAAUCUGCAUAGACAAGCGCAACGGCGCAGGAUUUACAGAGAGCAGCAGCCGCCGGAGGACGCGCGCCAUUCUGGUGUAUUAUUGAGAAGAGCUAUAGCAUCUCGCGCGCGCGCGCGCCAAUGGACGAGCUCCUGCAGCGAGGAUAUUAGACCGAAUAUUCGUUGUGAGCCCGGACUCGUCCCGUCUGAAAACAACCUUGUCGACGAAACGAGAAUUUAGCAAACAGUUAGUCAAAAUGAGCGGUAUGGAGAACGGAGCUGGAGAUGGCGGGGGUGGCUCCAAAAAGAAAGAAAAAACCAUUGAGGGUAUGUACCAGAAAAAGACACAGCUAGAGCACAUCUUGCUCAGGCCUGAUACGUACAUCGGUUCCGUGGAACCGGUCACUGAGCUUAUGUGGAUCUACGACAAGGAGAAAGAAAUGAUGAUUCAAAAAGAGAUUAAGUACGUUCCUGGUUUGUACAAAAUCUUUGAUGAAAUUCUUGUUAAUGCUGCUGACAACAAGCAGCGAGAUCCUAAAAUGGACUCCAUCAAAAUUGACAUAGAUGCGGAAAAUAACACUAUAUCUGUGUGGAACAAUGGAAAGGGUAUUCCUGUGGUGAUCCACAAAGAGGAAAAUAUGUAUGUACCAACUAUGAUUUUUGGUCAUUUACUGACAUCCUCCAACUACGAUGAUGCAGAAGAAAAGGUUACUGGUGGCAGAAAUGGUUAUGGAGCUAAGCUCUGCAAUAUAUUCAGUCACCGUUUCACUGUAGAAACUGCAUGCAAAGAAUACAAAAAAAGUUUGAAACAAACAUGGGGCAAUAACAUGGGUAAAGCCAGUGAAGCCAAAAUCAAGGAAUUUCAUGGUGAAGAUUUUACAAAAGUAACAUUUUCACCGGACUUGUCCAAAUUCAAAAUGGAGAAGCUUGACGAGGAUGUGGUUGCUCUAAUGUCUAGAAGGGCAUAUGAUAUAGCUGCUUCGUCUAGGGGAGUCAAAGUCUUUUUGAAUGGUACUCGAGUUCCUGUAAAAUCUUUUAAAGAUUACGUGGAUUUGUAUAUUAAAGGAAAAGAAGAUGAUACUGGAAAUCCUUUGAAAAUUACUUAUGAAAAUUGUGGACCAAGAUGGGAAGUUGCAAUAACGCUAUCUGAUAAGGGUUUUCAACAAAUGUCGUUCGUUAACAGUAUUGCCACGACAAAGGGAGGCCGUCACGUUGAUCACGUAACUGACAUGGUGGUGAAACAGCUUAUAGAAACACUCAAAAAAAAGAAUAAAGCUGGUGUGCAAAUAAAACCUUUCCAGAUUAAAAAUCAUCUGUGGGUAUUCAUUAAUUGUCUAAUUAACAAUCCAACAUUUGACUCGCAAACAAAGGAAAAUAUGACUUUGCAACAGAAAAGUUUUGGCUCUAAAUGCACACUCAGCGAAAAGUUUAUUACAAACGUUACCAAGAGCGGAAUCGUCGAAUCCGUGUUAUCGUGGGCCAAGUUCAAAGCGGACAGUCAGCUUCAAAAAUUGGGUCCAAAAUCGAAACAAAGAAAGUUGCAAGGUAUACCGAAAUUAGAAGAUGCAAACGACGCAGGUACCGCUAGAUCUUUGGACUGCACGCUUAUCUUAACUGAGGGAGACUCAGCUAAAAGUAUGGCCGUGUCUGGAAUUGCAUCUAUCGGUCGCGACAAGUAUGGAGUUUUUCCUCUCAAAGGUAAGAUCCUGAAUGUGAGGGAAGCAACUCAUAAACAAAUUCUUGAAAAUGCGGAAAUAAACAAUCUGAUCAAGAUUCUUGGACUACAAUACAAGAAAAAGUACGAAACCCGUGAUGACUUAAAGACUUUGAGAUAUGGCAAAAUUAUGAUCAUGACUGAUCAGGAUCAGGAUGGUUCUCACAUUAAAGGUCUCUUGAUUAAUUUUAUACAUCACAAUUGGCCAUCGUUACUAAAACUCAACUUUAUCGAGGAGUUUAUUACGCCGAUUGUGAAAGCCAGGAAGGGAAAUCACGUUUUAUCCUUCUUCUCUUUGCCCGAAUUCGAAGCAUGGAAAAAGGAAACGGAAAACUUUCAUACCUAUAAGAUCAAAUACUACAAAGGUUUGGGUACGUCCACUGCCCAAGAGGCAAAGGAGUACUUUGAAAAUAUGGCUCGGCAUCGAAUACGCUUUAGAUACGAUGGUGAUGUAGACGACCAAAAUAUUAUAAUGGCAUUUAGCAAAAAGUGCGUAGAUCAGCGCAAGGAUUGGUUGACAAACCACAUGGAGGAAACGAAACGUCGAAAGGAAAUUGGCUUGGGCGAACGUUAUCUUUAUGAGAAAGAUACGAGAGCUGUAUCUUUCUCAGACUUCAUCAAUGUCGAGUUGGUUCUUUUCAGCAAUUACGAUAAUAUUCGAUCUAUUCCGAAUAUGAUGGAUGGUUUGAAGCCUGGUCAAAGAAAAGUGUUAUUUACGUGUUUCAAGAGAAACGAUAAGCGUGAAGUUAAGGUUGCACAACUCGGUGCUUCCGUUGCUGAGCAUUCAGCUUACCAUCAUGGUGAAAUGUCACUCAUGGCUACAAUCGUUAAUUUAGCCCAGAAUUUCGUGGGCAGUAAUAACAUUAAUUUACUGCAACCCAUUGGUCAAUUCGGUACGAGAUUGGCUGGUGGAAAAGAUUCUGCUAGUCCUCGUUAUAUUUUCACGAUGCUGAGUCCCUUAGCAAGAUACAUAUUCCAUAAACACGAUGAUCCGCUACUCAAACACGAGUACGAUGAUAAUCAAAAAAUUGAACCAACCUAUUAUGUGCCAAUUAUUCCUAUGGUUCUGGUGAAUGGCGCUGAUGGUAUUGGAACAGGGUGGAUGACCAAAAUUCCAAACUACAAUCCUCGUGAAAUCAUUGAAAAUCUUCAAAGAAUGAUGGAUGGCGCCGAUCCAAGGCCGAUGAGUCCAUUCUACAAAAACUUUAAGGGAACAAUCGAGAGUUGUGGAGAUUAUCGAUACGUGAUUAGUGGAGAGAUUUCUAUAAUUGGACCAGAUAAAGUAGAAAUCACUGAAUUACCAAUUGGCACUUGGACUCAGGCAUACAAAGAGACAGUACUAGAACCCAUGUUACAUGGCUCCGAUAAAACUCCCCCUGUUAUUACCGACUACAAAGAGUACAACACUGACACAAUGGUGCACUUUGUUGUAACGUUACAACGCGACAAACUAGCCGAACUCGAGCGAGACGGUUUACACAAAGCUUUUAAAUUGCAGACGACGACGUCAAUAACAUCAAUGUGUGCCUUUGAUGAUAAUCUCUGUUUAAAGAAAUUUGACAAUGUAUGCCAGAUUAUGAGAACAUUCUUUACAGUACGCCUCGAUCUAUACCAAAAACGAAAGGAUUACCUCGAAGGCAUCUUACAAGCAGAAUCAGCCAAACUCUCUAAUCAGAGUAGAUUUAUUAUGGAGAAAUGUGAUGGUACUUUAACAAUUGAGAACAAAAAAAAGAAAGAUAUGAUUGCGGAACUUGUUAGACGAGGGUACGAUUCAGAUCCCGUGGUAGCAUGGAAACUAGCACAAAAUCGUGAAGAAGUUUUGGAAUCUGAAGAAGAAGUUGCUGAGAAUGAGGAUGAUGAAGCUUCUACAUCUGCAGUAGUUGUGGAAAAAGAAAACUUUGAUUACUUGCUUGGUAUGACUAUGUGGUCCCUAACAAAGGAAAAAAAAGAUGAGUUGCUCAAGCAAAGAGACGAAAAGCUUGCAGAAUUACACAGGUUACAAGCACGUACACCUUUGUCUUUAUGGAAAGAAGAUCUCGAUAAUCUUCUUACAGAACUUAACAAAAUAGAAGAAAAAGAGAGAAAGGACGAAGCCAAGUCUAGAGUAAAAACGAAAAAGCCCCCCGCGAAGAUUUAUAAAGAAGAGGAUACCCGCCGAAUAGUACCAGUCAUAGAUACAGAAUUGAAGAAAAAAAUUGAAAAAGCAGACAUUGUAGUAAAAGAUAAAAAAGAAGGAAUUAAAAAGGAACGCAAGAUCAAGAAAGAAAAAAGUACCGAAGAGAAAGAUGAGUUUGACGCUCUUGUAGAAGGAAACGCUAAAUCUCUUGAUGACAGAUUAGGUUCAUCGCCAGAAAAACUAGAAAAGAAAGGAAAGAAAGGGCUCAAACAAGCGAAACUGCCGUUUAAACCCGUGAAGAAGAAGAAAGAUGCAGAAAAGGAAUUUGAUAGUGGUAGUGAUGUUGAAAUAAAUUUCGAUUCUCUAUCACCGCCUCCUGCUCCUAGAGCACCACGUAGAGCAGCUGCAGCUAAGAAAAAAUACACACUAAGUAGUGAAGACUCAGACAGUAGUGAAGCUGAACUUCAUAGUCUUGGCUCAGACAAAGAACAACCUAUUACGAAAGUUGUGGAUUCCAUCGACAGCGACUCGGAUGAUGACUUUAAAGUUAAAAAGGAAUCACCACAAGCUAAACCAAGUUCAGAGGAAUUAUUCGACUCGCUAGUUUCUAGUUCUCCAGAAAAACAAACCGAAAAACCUAAAGGCCGUUUAGUUAUUUCUUCCGAUGAAUCAUCACCAACUAAACCACCACCUAAAAAAGCCGCUGCCAAGAAAAAAGCUGAAAAUGGUGAAGGCAAGGCAACAAAGCGACCAGCACCUAAAAAGAAGGUAUCCAAAUCAUCAGGGUCGGAUUCAGAGGACGUUUUCUCUGUGAAAUCAGCAAGCCCUGUAAAAAAGAAGAAGAUGAAGAAGAAGGAUGAUUCCGAUGACGAUGACAUGAUUGUAGAAGAUACACCGCCGCCAAGAAAACCUGUCGGACGCUCUCGAAAACCAGUAUCAUAUGCAAUUAAAUCGGACAAUUCUGACUCGGAUUAGAAUGAAUACAUACCUGAAGCAAAAGAGAUACAAUACAGUAUCUUGCUGUAAAAUACUAAUAUCUACUGGUAUAGCGAAUUUAAACUAAUUUUACUUAUAUCGAAUAAUGAAUGAUACUCAUUCGUGUGUGACACUUUGUCGCCUGGGUUAAUCAUAAUUUUAUAUAGUGUCCUGUACAUAAAUGUAUCCUGUACAUAAUGCUGAUAAAGAAUUUGCUUGCACUCUUUUCCAAACAUACCCAAUUUUUCUAAAAUGAAAAUAUAGGGUACAUACUUGAAAGUGGACAAAUUUAUUCUUUAUCUUUCAUAAUAUAAUUGUCAACAAUUACUGUCUCGUGAUCAAACGAGUAAUCUGCACAGUACUUGUAAAAUGUGCUAGUGAGUGUUGUUCUUGCAAGUAAUUAUAAAGAGAAGUUUAUACAUAUGAAAAAGAAUCUUGCAAGCACUACGAAUUAAGCAAGAUUCGUUAUUUUUCAUUAACAUCAUUCCUAAAUGUCGUUUAUCAAAAUGGUUAGUUUAUACAGAAAACCUCGUUAAAAACCAUAAAAGCAAAACGUGGGAAUGAAAUAUUAAAAUUCAGUUUUGUAAGUUUUCAUGUUAGAUAUUGAUUCUACAUUGUAAAAAAUUCCAAUCAAAAUUAUUAAAAGAACAUAGAUUUUUUUAAAAGUACAAAAGAAUACAUUUAGAGCUUCUUGUACUUUUUCAUUUAUAUAAAGCACUUCGCGAGUUGCGUACGUAAUAUUUUAUAAAAUAACUAUCAUUUUUAAUUAUGUUAUAAAGUUGCGACCAAUAAAAAUAAACAACGGGUAUUCAGUAGAAUAUCUAAACGUGUCUUGUAUGGAUUUUUUUUUUAGUUGCAUAUGUGCACAUUUUCAUUUUUAAUGUUAUGGCUUUCGUGAUGACUCUCUGACAACUGUAAAAUUAUCUUUUUUUUAAUAAAUACAAGUAAAAAUAGUUAUAUAAA
Messenger RNA from Nasonia vitripennis (jewel wasp), 5884 nucleotides. It is a transcript of the gene Top2, whose product is annotated as DNA topoisomerase 2. The transcript is spliced from 23 exons. Gene Ontology annotation, cellular component: nucleus. Bases 374 to 4921 code for a protein of 1515 amino acids. Gene Ontology annotation, biological process: resolution of meiotic recombination intermediates; sister chromatid segregation; DNA topological change. Gene Ontology annotation, molecular function: DNA topoisomerase type II (double strand cut, ATP-hydrolyzing) activity; ATP binding; DNA binding. NCBI's taxonomy places the organism in Eukaryota, Metazoa, Arthropoda, Insecta, Hymenoptera, Pteromalidae. The record is from RefSeq and is a predicted model, not a curated record.